ACAAUCAGUAGUUUAGUGUUUUUAAUAAGGUAAAAAUCUUCGAAUGACAAUGGAGAAAUCAAAUGAAGGAGUGGCGGAAAAAAUCAAAGAACUGGAGAAAAAAAGUGAAGUGUUGAAUGCAUCAUACAAAAGGAAGAGUGGCAAAUACAAGACCAGUGGAAUAAGAUUGUCAAAGACAAAAGCAGCUAGAGCAAGGCGUCAACGUCAAAAAGAGGAAAAAUUGGCUAUUUCUGCAAGUAUGGCGGACAAAGAUAUUGAAGGACAACUCAUGGAGAUGGAAAACAUGGAUAUGAAUGAAAGUACGUUCUCUCCAUUAGACAGCACCAGUAAUGGAAAAGAAGACAUCCAAGUAGGUAGUUUUAAUGAAAUUGUGUUUUAGCCAGAAGUGUCCAGGGAAGAAGAAAAAAAGGAGGAUAAAUAUUGCGCUUAUGUCAACGAGAACGAGGAAGAAAUUGAAGAUAUUUUAGAAGAAAUUGAGAUCGUAGUAGAAGAAGAGGAAUAUGAAGAGGAAAUAGAAAAACAGGAACUUGCAGUUGAAGCAAGAGAAAAAUAUGAAGAUGAUAAGGAAAAAGAAGGAGAAAACAGUGAAUUUGCAGAGCAUG
Molecule: messenger RNA, 602 nt
Organism: Leptopilina heterotoma
Lineage: Eukaryota; Metazoa; Arthropoda; Insecta; Hymenoptera; Figitidae
Exons: 2
Coding region: 44-379 (111 amino acids)
Source: RefSeq, a predicted model, not a curated record